UCAAACGAAGCUCAACAAAUAAAUGUCCUUUCUUCAGAUACGAUAAACUUUGCGCAUAAAAUGUUUGAUGGAGCCAGAUCUGGAGAUCUAAACCUACUUCAAGCGGCAAUAGAAGCAGGAUUACCAGUGGAUCUGACCAACUCAUCUGGUAAUACACUUUUAAUGUUAUCGAGUUAUGCUGGUCAUCUAGAACUAGUCAAAUACUUAAUUUCCAAACAAUCCAAUCCAAAUCGAUUAAACGAUCGUGGUCAAUCACCAUUAUCCGGUGCAAUCUUUAAAAACUUUCGGUCUAUUGCAAUCGCACUUCUUGAAGCUGGGGCUGAUCCUAAAUUAGGUCAACCGAAUGCUAUCGAUUGUGCUUACAUGUAU
Molecule: messenger RNA, 369 nt
Organism: Melampsora larici-populina 98AG31
Lineage: Eukaryota; Fungi; Basidiomycota; Pucciniomycetes; Pucciniales; Melampsoraceae
Exons: 3
Biological process (GO): regulation of barbed-end actin filament capping
Cellular component (GO): nucleus; cytoplasm
Molecular function (GO): protein binding
Source: RefSeq, a predicted model, not a curated record